Molecule: messenger RNA, 552 nt
Organism: Acanthamoeba castellanii str. Neff
Lineage: Eukaryota; Discosea; Longamoebia; Acanthamoebidae
Exons: 6
Coding region: 1-552 (183 amino acids)
Source: RefSeq, a predicted model, not a curated record
AUGGAAGGCAACGCAGUGCGAGACCCGGGCUUUCGUGGCCUCAACCCCAAGGUGCAAGUGGGGAACAGCGGGGUGGAGUACCCCAAGCACCACGGACCCGAGUCCCUCGGUUGGCACGCCGCCCAGGACAUACGCCGCAAGUUCGAGUACACGCUCUCCGACAUCAAAAGUUGGCCCAGGGAGCGGCGACGCAAGUUCUUCCGCAUCGCGUACCAGGUGGACGAGGAGAUCUACAGCGGGUACCACUCCGACACCGACAUGACCGAGCAGCAGAAGUACGAGUGGCAUUGCAACCACAGUUGUGAGCCGAACCUGUGGUUCGAGGACAAGGAUGUGAUCGUGGCGAUGCGGGACAUUGCCAAGGCGAAGAGCUGUUCUACGACUACGCCCUCUCCGAGUCCAACGACUUCAUCCAACUCGACUGCCUCUGCGGCUCCGCCCAGGAGAGUGACGGGGAAGGACUAUCGGCUGCCGGAGCUGCAGGCGCGAUACGGCCGCCACUUCAUGCCCUACAUCCUCGCCAAGAUCGAGCGCGAACGCGCCACGGCGUGA